Molecule: messenger RNA, 3480 nt
Organism: Clarias gariepinus (North African catfish)
Lineage: Eukaryota; Metazoa; Chordata; Actinopteri; Siluriformes; Clariidae
Gene: tpgs1
Product: tubulin polyglutamylase complex subunit 1
Exons: 3
Coding region: 278-1129 (283 amino acids)
Biological process (GO): protein polyglutamylation
Molecular function (GO): microtubule binding
Source: RefSeq, a predicted model, not a curated record
GAUUUAUCGUUUUAGAUGGUGGCUGAAUCCCAAAUUGUAAUUCGGAGAAGUUUGGAAAGGCUCUACUGCGCAUGUCUCGCAUUUGGAAAGGCUCUACUGCGCAUGUCCAGCAGCAGUUUCCAUAGCAACAGUGUCUCGUUACCUGCGCAUGACUGGUGUAGCUAGCAUAUUUCAAAAUAAACCGGAGCUCAUCUUAUCGUGCUACUGAAAUAAUGUCUCAUAUGAAAAAUCAUGUUUUUAUUUCAGCUUUAAAUAAAAAAGUAUAAAAUUCGGUCUAAUGGCUGAAAAGAGGCGCUCGGGGGUCGCUGCGGAGCCCAAAUCCGCCAAAGCCGAGAGCGACGAGGAGUUCCUGUGUCAGGCCGGAGUGAGCGCGCUGCUCCAAGGCACUCUGCUGAAACUGGUGGAGGCCCGACCGGAGGAUCCGAUAGCAUUUCUGGCUGAGCAUUUCACCAAUGAAGCGGCGGAGAUGGAGAUCGGCGGAGGAGGUGAUGGUGAUGGAGAAACAAAAUAUCAGCAAGCGCUGGAGGAGCAGCAGCUCAACAAGGCGCUCUGGCACCUCAGCUUAGCGCAUCACUCCCAGAGAUCUGCCUUCAGCAACAACAUCCGUGUGGCUUAUGAUCUGCUCAGCCAGUGUGGCUCCGCCCAGCAUCUACCUGGCGGCGUCCAGGGCCGACUCUACACCGAGAUGCUGCGCUGUGUGUGUAAUGACAGUGUACUGUCAGAGACAAUGGCUGCCCCACUCCUGCAUCACCUACAGUGCCGUGAUUAUGAGGUCGUAUCCUUUGAGCUCUUUCGGCAGGCGGUGCUUACGGUGGCAGCGUUCUCCGAGUACGUACGCAGAGGACGUUGCCUGUAUGCUGCUGUGGCACGCUCUCCCGAGCAACCUGCCAAGCGGGAACUGUGUGAUGCUGUCCUCAAGGCUCUGCGAGAGGCACUGGACACUUCACAUGGCCCUGAUGCCACACGUUACCUAGAGGCCAGUGCCAAGAUCUCGCCUGCUGAGUUGGCACGCGCCAUGGCUGAGACGCAAGGUACCAGCAGGGAGCAGGAAGGGCCGAGCAUGGACAUGCGUGAGUUUGAGGAUGCUGCUGCAGCACUUUUUAUCGCCAGAGUGCGAGUGGUAAACUGAAUUAGAACGCAUUAUUAGGACUGAGUUGCCAGUGAACAUAACAACUGCAUUUGAUCUGAAUGGUAUGACAUCAGAGUAGACGUGUAACUCCUGACAUUAAUCCAUGUUCUGUAUUCACUCUCCCUGCUUACAAAACACAUUUUACGAGGGAGAGUCAAAAAUUAUCUACACUCUGGCUGUAGAAUUUAUGUUAAUUAACUUUUAGAAAAGACAAAUUAUGUAAUUUUUUCAAUUCAUAAUCUCCUUGCUUUUCAAAUCACAUUCCCUGAAAGUGUUUCAGGCUGAGUUCUGAGCCACGAAUGCACCAUGUUCAUUUCUUCAUCAGAAGAGAAUCUUCGUUCUUGUAGGACUGCUUUCAGGGGACCAGUCAGGUGAAAGUCUGAUAGGGAAGAAUGUUUUAACACCUUAAAACCUCAGGUUUUUGCAGAGUGUCGACAAUGUGGGCAAAAGUAUGCAGACUUGCAUUGUCAUGCAAGAUCACAAUGCCCAUGAAUAGCAGUCCUCUGAGACUAAUUUGAAGUUUCCGCUUCAGCUCUUCAAUAAAUAUCUUACUGUAACGAGCACUUUUGAUUGUUAAACCUUUUUCCUGAUAAUGUUUGAAUUAUGGCCCUUGAGAAUCCCAGAAAACUGUUUGCAUUGAUGAAUUUUCCAGCUCAUGGUUGACUUAUGAACUUUUUCUUGGUUGGCGCUUCAGGAUGUUCCCGUUCAUACUCUGCUGUUUUCGCUCGUAGUUAUGAGUCCAUGUCUCGUCACCAGUAAUGAUUCUCUUAAGAAGCCUUCUUCCUUAGUGUAUAGGUCCACAUUUUGUUUGCAGAGAUCCAAACGCUUCUGCUUCUGCUCUUCUGUUUGUUGUUUCGCGACCAGGUACAUCCUCAGACCAUAAAAAAAUGACUGCAUGCUGCUCUACUUUCUUGCAAAUCACAAGUGAGGCAUCCAUUUUUGUACCGCAGUUACAGAUGAACUGAUGCAACAUGUUUAUACCUGCUCAGUAGUGACUGGGAAAAUAGUAACCUUGAAUGGAAAGAGCUGAUAUGACAGUAUGGGUCCAACAGAAGGUUUAAUAUAACCAGAGUGUGGAUAAGUUUUGAUUCACCCUCGUAUUUCAAACACUCAUCACAGCACCAGAUUCGUUAGUGAGAGGAAGUAGAAGGAGAAUAGCCAGACUGGUUUGAGUUAACGGGGUUCGAUUAUUUAAAUAAUGGUUAUGUUUAAAUGUUUACAACUAUGGUAAGUAGAAAAGCAUCAGAGAAUUUACAAGUACAACUUUGAUUAGCUGUAACAGUAGAAGACAACAAUCGGCUCCACUGUUGUCAGCUAAGAACAGGAAUCUGAGUCUCCUUUGGGUAAAGGGUCACAGAAACUGGACAACUUAAAAAAAGGAAACAUUACUUGGUCUUUAAUUUACUGUAGGCUUCCUGUCAGCUUACAUUCUCCACUGUCCUCCCAUCAACAAAACUGAUGAUAUGAUGGUGUUUAUGUGAUAUACUUUAUGACUUUUUUCAUCAAACAAACUCUUCAUCCAAAAUCGAAACACCUUCUCAACAGGGGUAUUCAGCAGCUCAGCAUCGCUAUGAUAUAACAGUGAACAAAAUAAAAUUAACUGAAUAAUAAAAAUGUUGAUGUCUGGUUAAUUUUUAUAGCUUAGUUUAUAGCUUAGUGUUCCGCACAGGGUCCGUGUGCAUGUUCUCCGGUCUCCUCCUACAGCCCAAAGACAUGCAGAUUAGCCCAACUGGCAUUCCCAAAUUACCCAUAGUCUGCGAAUAAGUUUAAUGUGUGUGCACUCUGUCCAGGGUGUACCCUGCCUCGUGCCCUGAGUCUCCUGGGAUAGGCUCCGCCCUUCCUCCGCACAUGUAGUCAAAAAAAACAAACAAACUUGGGAAUAAAUGUAUGCCUGUGUUUAUUUUGCCAAUGCAAUGAGAAUGUUUCAAUGUUAAUAUGUUCUUUUCAAUAAAAUAAAUUUUCAGCAUCUAAAACUGAAAGACUUCCAUAUCUCACUUUGAGUAAAGCUUCACUUUUAGUUCUUCUUCCAUGUUCACAUUUCUCACUCCGAACUUAAAUACUUACCCAUUACAAUUCUAUCAAACCAGUCUAUAUUAUGUAGGAAUAGAAAACAAAUUACACACAAUAGAUAAAGAUACUCAGCCUAUUUCCCUUUUAAAGAUCUUUCCCUAAUUUCACUAAAUGAGUUUAAAUGUUGAUUUUUCAGCUUAUCUAAUGGGAACUGCAAUUUGGGGAAGCUGAUCCAGAUCAGCGGUUGGAGAAACGACACCCGUUUAAUAGCUGAGACAACGGACAGGAAGUGAGAAGGAGAAGAAUCAAUUACCAUUGUGAGUUCCUUCAGUGGUUUGCUG